Molecule: messenger RNA, 2890 nt
Organism: Fusarium verticillioides 7600
Lineage: Eukaryota; Fungi; Ascomycota; Sordariomycetes; Hypocreales; Nectriaceae
Exons: 3
Coding region: 272-1342 (356 amino acids)
Cellular component (GO): plasma membrane
Source: RefSeq, a predicted model, not a curated record
GACUUGGCGUUAGGUCGUAUUGUAGCUCUAAAGGAAGGAUGUAUGAGCUGAGCUUGAGGGUGGAUUGGACCUGCCCGACAACAUUAAAUAACACCCUCUCCCCACCUCCAAAGUGAAACACUUACCACUUCCAUUGUCACUGACAUUCCAUCUCCAAACAAAACAACUUCGAUUAUCGAGUACUUCAUCACUUCUUUGAUCAACCCUAAACAGCUUCCAAGCAAACCUUUUCCCGAAUCAACACAGCGCAACACACACUUCACACUUCACAAUGUCGUCCACUGAGGGCAUGAUCAACGGCGGAGGAAGCUCUUCCGCAAACCCAACCAAGGCUCCUGUGAUGGAGGGCAACGGAGGCUUCGUGGCACAGCACAAGAUGGCAGUUGAGCCUCCCAAGAAAGAAGAUCUCCAGCGCAGUUAUGCGACUGUUGUCGAGAACGAUGCCAACCCCAAGGGUUGGUAUGGCUCGAUGAUGAAUGCUCUUGGAACCAUAAUCGGAACCAUGGGUGCCGUACCCUGCUGCAUCAUUUGCCCCAACCCCUUCAAGGAGGUCAACCAGGGCAACGUCGGUCUCGUCACGAAGUUCGGAAAGUUCUACAAGGCCGUCGAUCCUGGCCUGGUUAAUAUCAACCCUCUCAGCGAGCGACUUAUUCAGAUCGAUGUCAAGAUUCAGACCACAGAGGUGCCCGAGCAGAUUUGCAUGACCAAGGACAACGUUACUCUACGCUUGACCUCAGUUAUCUACUACCACAUUGUCUCUCCUCACAAGGCUGCUUUCGGUAUUAAUAACGUGAAGCAAGCUCUCAUGGAGCGCACUCAGACCACUCUCCGCCACGUCGUCGGUGCUCGAGUUCUUCAGGAUGUCAUCGAGCGCCGUGAGGAGAUUGCUCAGUCCAUUGGAGAAAUCAUUGAAGACGUUGCAGCUGGAUGGGGUGUUCAGGUCGAGAGCAUGCUCAUCAAGGACAUUGUCUUCAGCCAGGAGCUGCAGGAGUCACUGUCCAUGGCUGCUCAGAGCAAGCGUAUCGGUGAAAGCAAGAUCAUUGCCGCUAAGGCUGAGGUCGAAUCCGCCAAGCUUAUGCGACAAGCUGCCGAUAUCUUGAGCUCGGCUCCUGCCAUGCAGAUCCGAUACCUCGAGGCUAUGCAAGCCAUGGCCAAGUCUGCUAACAGCAAGGUCAUCUUCUUGCCUGCUGCUAAUCAGACCAUGGGCAACGCCCUCAACGCCGCCAUGGCCAACCAGACUGGCGAAUCCAGCGCUCGUGCCCUGGACAACGAAAAUGACUUUGGAGGUCAGGACCCAGGUUUCCAACAGGCCAUGAACGCCCGCGUCGUGGAGAACAUCUAAACAAGACGUUCUUCCCUCGUGCGUAUUACAUUGAGGCAAUGGGCUAACGAUUGAGGGUUCCCGUUUCGGGUUCUAGCCUGGUCUACUUGAUUUCGGAAGCAUUGCCCUCGCCUGCUCUCUUCUCGUCUUCACCAGAGCUACACCCCAGCUUUGCUCCUCUAACUCAACUGAAUGACCUGUCACGUUUUAUGCUUUCAAUGCUGCACUCUGAUACCCAUCUCAACGACAACCGCCAUCGCUCGUUGUGCUUUUCCAAUUUUAGUGUAUGUAUUCUACUUUCUUCUUGUAUCGAGGGAGCGGUGGUGGAUAGGAGUGGUAUCUUGUGCUUUUACUUUUGGUGAUGGAUACCCUUGGUUUGCUCAGAUGAGCAUUUAAUGAGGAUGGUUUCUGGAUGUUCUCUUAACGUCAUGGAAAAUACCCAAUCGCUAUGAAUAUACCCUUUUCCUUCUGAUAUUGCUGUGUUUGUGGAGUGCUUCGUAUGUCUGAAACCGAAAGAACUCUCUCUUAUGGCCUGUGACAAUCUUGAAUUGCCAAAUCGUGAUAUUUUCUCCCGGGUGACAAAAAGGACUCGGGUACCUUUGGAAGGGCUUUAGACCGAUUAUUUCUGGCACCCUGGUUGAAGGACGUAGGUCUGCUGCUCCUCGAGGCUCCAGAAUGAUUGUCCAGAACCAAGACAACCAUAUACAUAGGUAUUGAUGGAAAAGUGACAAGUCACAUUGCAUGACACUCCCAGAUCAUCACAACUAACUACCUAGGUAGUAGUUCAUUUAGCAAUCACAAUCUUCAGGGCAGGCCAAAUUUGAGGAUUAACUUUUAAACUUGACAAUUUUCUCUUCUAUAUCCCUCUGUUCACCCUCCCGUAAUGAUACAUCAAAAGCAUAGUAGAUUCCUCUCCAGAAGUCACCGCGCAUCCACCCAGGGGACGGGGGAGGGGACAGAGGGUCGAGUUGAAAAUACGAAAAAGGGAUAAAACCAAAUCACGCCAAUAUGCCCUCCACCCAAACGCCAGCCAGCCAGGAAACAAGGUGCGGGCAGAAGAUGCCAUGCCAGGAGUCUCUCAGGUAUCAUAUAUCUACACAUCGGGAACCGUCCAAUAGUCUGUUGUUGGGUUGACUUGAAAUAUGAUCUUUCGUUUUGGAGCGGGUUCUUCGCCAAUGUUUAGACGAGUACGAGUAAAGCAGGUAGGAUGAGAUUGGUUAACCUCAGUGUCCUACAAUUGUGUCUGAUUCAGCAUCGUCACGACUUGCGCCGUAGACGUUUACUUGAGGGCCUCUAAGCCUCAGAGUGUCGCUUCUUCUUCUUCUGCUUCUUCUCCUUCUUGGGCUCCUCGUCUUCUGAGUCAUCGUGCUGCGCUCUCUGCCGUCAGUCUGCUCGGCGGCGGGUUGCGACUAGAAGAGUGCCUUCUCCUCCCCUUUCGCAGCUUCUUGAGUUCCUUCUUGCUGAUGACCUUGGGUGUGCCAUCGGCGUUCAGCUCAACGUCACCUCGCUCGUACUUGCGCUUGAACUUCUUGACUGAGAUACCGGCCUCCUCCGCAAGGCGCUCGUAAU